AUGUCAGAAUUUUAUAAAUUAGCUCCAACUGAUGGUAAGGGAGAAACAUUCCCAUUCAAAGAUUUAGAAGGUAAAGUUGUCUUGAUUGUCAAUGUUGCUUCAAAAUGUGGUUUCACUCCUCAAUAUAAAGAAUUAGAAGAAUUAAACCAGAAAUAUAAAGAUCAAGGUUUAGUUAUCUUAGGAUUCCCAUGUAAUCAAUUCUUAGGUCAAGAACCAGGAAGUCAAGAUGAAAUUCAAAGUUUCUGUCAAUUGAACUAUGGUGUUACAUUCCCAGUUUUAAAGAAAAUUGAUGUUAAUGGUGAUAAUACUGACCCAGUUUUCAAAUACUUAAAAUCCCAAAAAUCAGGAUUAUUAGGUUUAUCCAGAGUUAAAUGGAAUUUUGAAAAAUUCUUAGUCGACAAAACUGGUAAGGUUGUUGAAAGAUAUGGUUCAACCACUAAACCAUUAUCAAUUGGUUCAAAGAUUGAAUCAUUAUUAAAAUAA
Molecule: messenger RNA, 483 nt
Organism: Yamadazyma jaroonii
Lineage: Eukaryota; Fungi; Ascomycota; Pichiomycetes; Serinales; Debaryomycetaceae
Source: the annotation of a GenBank genome assembly